Laccaria bicolor S238N-H82 is the source of this 450-nucleotide messenger RNA. RefSeq lists its product as uncharacterized. The coding region runs from base 1 to 450 and encodes 149 amino acids. The record is from RefSeq and is a predicted model, not a curated record. Lineage: Eukaryota; Fungi; Basidiomycota; Agaricomycetes; Agaricales; Hydnangiaceae. The transcript has 4 exons.
AUGACAGCUGUCAAACAUUCAGCGUCCCGCGAAACAUCUUCAUCAGGCCACAACGACCAACAAAUUGUAUGUCUACUAGACACAGGUUACCAGUCACGAUCUACCCAGAGGCAUGUUCUUCCCUCUUCAAAGUCUCCCGUAGGGCCCGACACGAUAUAUCGACGUCCGCCAAAUGCCCUUGCGACCUCUGGAAUGUUUCAAGAUCUCAUCUUCAUCACCUUCCUCAUCCUCUUCUCAAGAUGUCGACACGCCCGCCCUGCACCCACAGUCUCGAAACGAUGUAUGGAUGUCCGGCAAACGCUGUGCUGCCGUCGAAGUCACGCACAGACUCCAGCCAUAGUGGAUACGUCAUUGGUCAAUGAUAACUUUAAAAUAAAAAGACGUAGUCUUGUAUUCCCUGAUCACAUUCAAGGCUGCCUAAAGUGGCUACAACGGUUUGUUGCACAUUAA